AUGGAUCUGUACACGAUGGUCAUUAGCGCUCUCUGCACGCUGGUGCUGCCGCUUCUGCUCCUGCUCACCGCAGUUAAGCUGUGGGAACUGUACUGCUUCAGUCGCAGGGACAAGCGCUGUAAUUGGCCCCUGCCACCCGGCACUAUGGGGUUACCCUUUUUUGGUGAGACUUUGCAAAUGGUCCUGCAGAGACGCAAAUUCUUGCAGCUGAAGCGCAGAAAGUACGGGCACAUCUACAAGACGCAUCUGUUCGGCGCCCCCACCGUGCGCGUCCUGGGCGCUGACAAUGUGCGCCAGAUCCUGCUCGGGGAGCACAAGCUGGUGUCUGUACAGUGGCCGGCGUCUGUCCGCACCAUCCUGGGCUCUGGCUGUCUGUCCAACCUGCACGACAGCCAGCACAAGGACACCAAGAAGGUGAUCAUGCAAGCCUUCUCCCGAGAGGCUCUGGACAACUACGUGCCGGUCAUGGAGGAGGAGAUGAGGAGCGCCAUCGACCAGUGGCUGCAGAGCGGCCCCUGUGUGCUGGUCUACCCGGCCGUCAAGCGGCUGAUGUUCCGCAUCGCUAUGAGGCUGCUGCUGGGAUUCGAACCCGCGAACAUGGACCCCGCGCAGGAACAGCCACUGGUGGAAGCCUUCGAGGAAAUGAUCCGCAACCUCUUCUCGCUGCCGAUCGACGUGCCCUUCAGCGGCCUCUACAGGGGUCUGCGGGCUCGAGAUAUCAUCCAUGCCAAGAUAGAGGAGAACAUAAAGGAAAAGCUGAGGAGGGAUCCGGAGAGCACAUGCAAAGAUGCACUGCAGCUACUCAUAGAUCAUAGCCGCAAGAACGGAGAGCCGGUGGACCUGCAGGCAUUGAAAGAAUCUGCCACAGAACUCUUAUUUGGCGGGCACGGGACCACUGCCAGUGCGGCUACAUCCCUGAUCACGUUCCUUGGCCUUCAUAAGGGGGUUGUACAGAAAGUCAGACAAGAACUUGAAUCCAAGGGUCUCCUAUCCAAUAAACCUGGAGAAAAGAAAGACCUAAGCAUAGACCUUCUCCAACAGCUUAAAUACACUGGGUGUGUCUUAAAGGAAACCCUCCGACUCAGCCCACCGGUUCCUGGUGGAUUUCGGGUUGCUCGAAAGACGUUUGUCCUAAAUGGCUAUCAAAUUCCAAAGGGCUGGAACGUCAUCUACAGCAUUGCUGACACUCAUGAUGUCGCAGAGAUCUUCCCCAAUAAAGACGAAUUUAAUCCAGACCGAUUUCUAACUCCCUUUCCUGAAGACUCAUCCAGAUUCAACUUCAUUCCUUUUGGAGGAGGCGUACGAAGUUGUGUGGGCAAAGAAUUUGCCAAAAUUCUACUGAAGAUCUUUAUAGUCGAACUGUGUCGAAAUUGUGACUGGGAGCUCUUAAAUGGGGCACCGACUAUGAAGACUGGCCCAAUUGUUUAUCCCGUGGACAAUCUCCCCACUAAAUUCAAACCUUUCAACAGCACAUUUUAAUCACCAACCUGUUGAAUAUGUACAAAAAUCCAUUAUAUAGCAUCUUAUGUGUAUAUAAAGCUUUUAUAACUUGCUUAUUUUAUAUUUAAUUUGUACAGUAACCUAGUUUAUUUAUACAUUUCCCCAGACUUAAAAGACUUAUGAAC
Molecule: messenger RNA, 1625 nt
Organism: Nanorana parkeri
Lineage: Eukaryota; Metazoa; Chordata; Amphibia; Anura; Dicroglossidae
Product: cytochrome P450 26A1
Exons: 7
Coding region: 1-1479 (492 amino acids)
Biological process (GO): sterol metabolic process
Molecular function (GO): oxidoreductase activity, acting on paired donors, with incorporation or reduction of molecular oxygen; monooxygenase activity; heme binding
Source: RefSeq, a predicted model, not a curated record